AUAUUGAAUGCGCUCAGUAACACAUCAUCCACCAGUCAACGAAAACGACGAGCAUUUUAUUUCUUUUCUUUCCUUACUUAUUAGUUUAUUAAUCUAUUCUUACUGGUAGGGGUGUUGAUUGUAAAUGAUUUGACCGUCAAUCAUAUAUAUUCAUUAUUGGAUUUCAAACACUGCUGAACGGUGUGAUUUAUUGGCUUAAUUUUUUUAUCAAGUGUCUUCGAAUUAAGACUAAAUAAAAAUGGCACUUUAUCGCAAUAUUGCAGGUAACGAGUAAUUUAGAAACGUUAACUGGUGAAAAGCUUUUUUUCUUUCUUAAUUAACAUCAUAAUUGUCGUGAGAUAUAUUUGUUGAAUUGUUAAAGAGCACGAUCAAAAAUAAGAUCGGAGAGAAAGAUGACAUUCUUUUAUUCACUUUUAAACUUUAUAAGUAUUAUUAUGAUCGACUGACCUUAAUAAACGAAAUACGAGAUCAUUUCCGGAACAAUUCAUAAAAGCAAAUUGACUACAUUAACCUUGUGGGUCCAUCUGCAAUCACUAAUUUUGUAUCUUUUUUAACAAUUGUGCAAUAUUAUAAUGUCAAUUACCAAAUGCGGUUUUUUCGAGCUAUUUUGGUUUGUGACUUUUUUUUUAACUAGCUUUUUGUGCUUAUUCAGUUUAGUAAAUUAAAACUCAAGUGUACAGUCAUUUAUUUUAGAUAAUUAAGACUUUUUUUUGUAUUUAUUUACAAUACAGAUCACAUUGUAAUUUAUUAAUAAUAAAUAACAAAAUGGGAUUAGCCUUGGCCUUAGAAACCACUUGACUCGCCAAGUCGGCUAUUAAUAAAAUUGAAUAAUCAUUUGCAACAUGAAAAAAUAACGUGAUCUUAUUUCGAAAAUUGCAGAAGAUACUGCUUUUUCAACUCACCAUUAAUUUGAAAUAAAAAAGUAAAUAAAGUAAGUGACUAUCCAAGUCAUUGUUGGCAACGAUUGGUGAACGCAAAAUUUACUGUUAAUAGUGAUGCCGCGAUAUGACGAUACGAUACGAUAUGGAGGUGACGAUAUCCGAUACGAUAUGGUCAAGACGAUAUAUCCGAUAUAUCGUCCAUAUCGACGAUAUGACAUUUUUUCAUAAUAUUUAACAAAUUUUAUUAAAAAUUAUAAAUUUAAAUUAUAAAAUAAAAUAAAUUCAAAGAACUAAAUGGAGAAUUCUUUUUUCACUUUUUUUUCAAGAAAAAAGAAGCAUUUUAUUGAAAAAAAAAACACUUCGCCUAUUUAAAAAAAAUAUAUAAAUCUAGAAUCGUUUAAAAAUUAUUACCAAGAGGUCUUGAAUGUAAAACAACCCAAUAACUCAUGUCGAAAAGUUGAAGAAAAAAAAAAAAAAUGAGACAUUGACAGAAGAGUUUAUUCAAGAAAAUGACCUCUAAAAAACCGUUAGAAAAAAAAUAAAAGUCAUCUGUAUCUGCAACAUUUCAGAGUUUUAUUUGUUGACAAAAUAAUUUUUCAAGGAAAAAAAAAAAAAAAAACAGAAACCAGCAGGGUAUUCACAACCACAGUACACAAAAAUAUAUGAAAAUAAGAUAAGACAGCAUUGUUUGGAAAUAUUUUAAUGGGCCUUCCUACCGGAAAACCAAUUUGCAACGCUUGACCCUGAGAUUCUAUUAAAGUUUCUCAAUUCUAUCUCUUUGAGAACUUUGUAUUUGCUCGAAAAUAUAUUGGUGAUCAUUGAAAAAAUUUUAGAAAAUCCAGAUGCUGAAGUACACAUGGUAGAAAUAAUAAAAAUAAAAUACAUAUACAUGAAUUUCUGCACUAAAAAGAAAAAUUCAUAAAAUUUCGAAAAAAUACCCCAGAAACUGAAUUUUUUUUUUUACAAUAUCGUCGAUAUGACGAUACGAUAUGAAGGCAAUACGAUACGAUACGAUACGAUUUGAUGAAUUUUUGAUACGAUAUGGAGGCGAUAUGACUACCUGACGAUACGAUACGAGACGAUAUGGCCCUUGAAAAUUACGAUACGAUAUGAGGCCUCAUAUCGUAUCGUAUCGUAUCGCGGCAUCACUAACUGUUAAUUCCAUACUCCCACAAAUAGUGAUGAUCGAGCUGAAUCAGUUUAGAGCAAAAUGUUGAAUAAUAAAUGUUUUCUAGAUCGUUUGACAUGUCGUCAAGUAUUAAAUAUUAUGGUGAUUCUUGGAUUUAUGUUAAAUUACAUGCUACGAGUCAACUUGACUAUUGCAAUCGUUGCAAUGGUCGCACCAAGCAACAAUAAUUUAACUACACAUUCUAAUAGUACAACAAUGUCAGUUAUACAAAAAACAAGAUAUGAAUGUGCAAGUGACUCAAUGAUAAGCAACAAUGAAACAACACUUAUGAUUGAAAAUGAUAAAAAGGAAAAUUAUGAGCGACAGCGAACUAGAUAUAGCUGGGACGAGUAUCAAGUCAAUUUUAUACUUGGGGCAUUUUUUUGGGGUUACAUUUGCACAGAAUUACCUGGUGGAAGGAUGGCUGAGGUGUUCGGAGCAAGAAAAAUUUUCGGCUACAGUAUGAUGAUAUCAAGUGCAGUGACAUUGUUGACACCAAUAUCCGCAACAUUUGGGUAUCGUGUUGUUGCUGCUUUGCGAGUUGUUCUCGGGUUCAUGCUGGGUGCAACUUGGCCAGCCAUACAACCAAUGACAUCACACUGGAUCCCACCAAUGGAACGAAGCAAAUUUGUCUCAAACAUGAUGGCAUCAUCACUUGGUGCUGCAAUAACCAUGCCACUUUGUGGGUAUCUCAUUGCAUCAAUUGGAUGGGAAUCAGUAUUUUAUAUUACUGGUGGUAUUGGACUUCUUUGGAGUUUGACUUGGUUUGCACUCGUGUUUGAUUCACCAGCUCAACAUCCACGAAUAAGUGACGAUGAACGACAAUACAUUGAAACAGCGAUUGGAACAACAUCAUCAAAAAUGGUCUUAGCUGUACCAUGGAAAUCAAUUUUCACAUCACUGCCAGUCUGGGCAAUAAUAAUAACUCAUGGUUGCAGUGUCUUUGGUUACUUCACAGUGGUCAAUCAACUACCUACUUAUAUGAAAUAUAUAUUAGACUUUAACAUAAAAGAGAAUGGUCUUCUCUCAUCUCUUCCUUACAUAGGCAAGUAUUUUUUUGCCGUAGCAACGUCAACUCUUGCCGAUUAUUUACGCCAAAAUAACCACUUGUCUGUCACAGCAAUCCGGAAGAUAUUUACAACUUUUGCUGUUUUGCUCCCUGGAAUGCUGAUGAUUUUAUUGGCAAAUCUUGGCUGUGAUCGUUAUUUGUCAGUGACAAUAUUCACUUUGGCAUUGACAAUAAAUGGGGCUGUAACUGCUGGCUAUCUUGGCAAUGGUCUUGACAUUGCGCCAAAUUUUUCAGGGACAAUAUUUGGUCUAGCCAAUACACUUUCAUCACUUGGUGGUGGUGUCAGUAGUUUCAUGGUCGGCAAUCUUACGUAUAAAAACCAAAUAUUUCAUCAAUGGAGUAUUGUUUUUUGGGUACUUGCUGGUACUUACACAGUUGGUGCUCUCACUUUUGCAGUAUUUGGAACUGGGGAAUUACAAAAAUGGAAUAACCCACUUGAUCAACAAGAAGUAUCAGAUGUCGCUGUUGCCAAUGUCCUUGAAGAAAGUGUUCCACUCAAUGAUAAAAACAUAUUGUGAUUAUAUUUUUUAAGUUAUUUUUGUUAACAUUACAUCUUUUCCGUACCAAAAGUAGUACACUGUAUAAUAAAAUUGAUAUCAAAUUACGUGCAAAAAUGCAAUUACAUUACAAAAGAUCGACAUCUUCAUCUAUAUUCCAUGGAAGAUAUUCGAUAAUCUUUUUUUUUUGCGGGGUAUGUGAAGAAAUAUCAUUCUCGAAGAAUACCACUGGAAUCCAUCGUAAAGUUCACCGUGAAUCCAUUAUACUAAGAAUAUUCAUGUAAUAAAAUAAUUAUAAAUUUUUCAUGAUGAAUAAGUUGUUAAAUAAUAACGUUUCGCGUGAAUGCCGCAGAAAUCCAUCGUAAAUUUUCCAUAAAUAAUUGGGAAUUUUACUACGAUUUUAUCGUAGAUUUCACCAAGAGUUUAUCUGGAAUUUCGCUAAAAAUAUUUCUUUAAUAUUAUUAAAGCGAAUAUAUUUUUUAUUUUUAAUUUUCACAGUUUUUUUUUUUUAAUUGUUUUAACACUGAGAAAAAAAAUACAAUAAUUAUAACCAUAAUAUAAUAAAACAACGCUGGUAUACAACAACAAUAAUUGAAACAUGCAUUCAUUUAGGCUUCCAUUUUUGAUCAUUCACGACAACC
Molecule: messenger RNA, 4256 nt
Organism: Aphidius gifuensis
Lineage: Eukaryota; Metazoa; Arthropoda; Insecta; Hymenoptera; Braconidae
Product: sialin
Exons: 8
Coding region: 2092-3636 (514 amino acids)
Biological process (GO): monoatomic anion transport; transmembrane transport
Cellular component (GO): plasma membrane
Molecular function (GO): transmembrane transporter activity
Source: RefSeq, a predicted model, not a curated record